AUGUCAUCUUCGAGUGAAGAAGAAAUAGAUGAACUUUUGAGAAAUAGAAUAAGACGACAGCCGAGGAAUUUUGAGGAAAGACGGCUUUUAGACGUAGAAAAUCCACGCGAAUUUCGACAGAAGUUUCGUCUCCCAGUCGAUGCAUUCGAACAUUUACUGGCAGCAGUGGGUCCGCAAUUGGAACACAGAACACGGCGCAACAGAGCGUUGACGGCGAGACAACAAUUGUUAGUAUUUCUCCACUUCCUUGGUACGAACUCGUUUUACCAUGUGAUGCAUUCGUGCCAUGGAAUUUCAACAUCAACGGUUUGGAAUGUCAUAGACCGCGUUACGCCGGCAAUACUAAGUUUACAGCGAGAACUUGUUUGUUGGCCCAAGCAGUCCCUUCGAAUCGCUUCAAAGUUUCAUGAUGUAGCUGGGUUUCCUUGUGUUGCUGGUUGCGUGGAUGGAACCCAUGUUCUGGUAAAUCCCCCGGCUGGUGAUGAAGAUGCAUACGUGAAUCGGCAUCAUACGAAAUUCCUCAAUGUGGCCAUGGUUUGCGGCCCAGAUUACUCAAUAUAUUUCUGUAGCAGCCGAUGUCCUGGGAGAUGGCAUGACUCGCGGGUUCUCAAAGAGAGUACUCUGUGGACUGCAUUUGAAGAAAAUGCUCAGAGGCCAUUCCCUGGAGCAGUAAUUCUAGGCGACUCUGCCUACUCGUGCAACAGCUGGCUGAUUCCUCCUUUCAGGGGAGAUGUAGAAGGUGCUCGCCUCGGGUUUAAUGAGGCGCACAAGAAAACCAGAAGCACCAUAGAGAGAGCCAAUGGUGUUAUAAAAAAAAGAUUCUACACUCCACAAACAGGCUUAAGAGUCAGAAGUAUGGAACGAGCUGCUGAACUUAUCCAGUGUGCAGCCAUACUACACAACAUUUGCAUACUAUUUAACGAUGAUGGUGCUGAUCUUUUGGAUGACGAAGAUCUGGAAAUUGAUGAAGGGGAGUCUGCCGAGCAAGACGAGGGGCAGGAGGACAGACGACGAGAGCUCUUGGCGCAUUUUCUUUGA
This is a messenger RNA of Pocillopora verrucosa, 1038 nucleotides long. RefSeq names its product putative nuclease HARBI1. The record is from RefSeq and is a predicted model, not a curated record. Lineage: Eukaryota; Metazoa; Cnidaria; Anthozoa; Scleractinia; Pocilloporidae.